AUGAAUACAGAUGUGCAAGCACAUUACUUGUGACAAAUAUAGAGUAUAAAACCAUUAAGGUUAUCUUAGGAUACAUUACCGAGAUAGUUGGGAAGAGUGACUGCACAAUAGCUAGGUAGGAAAGGAUGGCCGGAGGAGGAGGAGGACUACCCUACGAGUCUACGCCGUCGUGGGUGAUUGGCAUAGUGGUGUUAGUUAUUGUUGGCAUUUCUUGGGUCAUUGAUAAUAUUCUUUGUUACCUUGGAAAGGCAAGUCUUUUCCCUCCUAACCCUAAACUGUUUUUUUGCUUUUUUUUUUAUUUUUUUAUUUUUGCUGUAAAGAGAGCCGGAAGGGCAGUGAUGUAGAAGAAAUUCGAUCUCAGGUCUUGAAUACCACCCCUAAGAUUUUAACCAACUAAGCUAGUUGACAUCCAUUCUUGUUCCAAAACUGUAAUUAGUCCCAAGAAUUUUGUCUCUCGAAACUAAAAACAGUAUGUAUGUUGCAGAUGCUAAAAAGCAAGAAACGAAAAUCUCUCUAUAAGGCCUUGCAAAAGAUCAAAGAAGAAUUGAUAUUGUUGGGCUUCGUAUCUCUGCUGCUUGCUGUUUUCCAAGAUGACAUUGCAAAUAAGUGCAUAUCAGAUCAUUUGACUGAGAAGUGGAUCCCUUGUCGCGAUGACAAGUCAACCAGUAAAGCUACCUCUCAUCUUCAGAUUUCCAAUGGAGGACGUCACCUCCUAGCUGCUGAGGAUAUCUCUUCCUGCCCAUCGGGCAAGGUUUCUUUUGUAUCUAUUGGUGUACUUCAUGAACUCCAUAUCCUUAUCUUUAUAUUAGCAAUUGUUCAUGUGGCGUGUUGUACAUUGACGGUUCUUCUAGGAGAAGUGAAGAUAAGUCAUUGGAAGAAGAAGUGGGAGAGAUCUAUAAGGAAGCAGAAUAAGAAUGAUAUCAAUAAUGAUAACAGAGUAAUACAUGUCCGAAGCCUUACAUUUAUUAAGGAGAGGUGCAAAGGUGAUGAUGCUAACAAACGACAUUAUGUGAUUUCAUUCUUCAAGCAUCUAGCUGGGAUAUUAACAAAAGCAGAUUACGCAGCAAUGAGAUUGGGCUUCACAUUGACACAUUGUAACACGGAUCAAAGAUUUAACUUUCAAAAAUACUUGGUGUAUGCAUAUGAACAUGAUUUUCAGAAAGUUGUCUCAAUUAAUUGGUUCCUUUGGAUAUUCGUCGUUAUUUCCUUUACACUCAAUGUGGCAGGUUGGAACAUAUAUUUUUGGAUAUCAUUCGUUCCCUUGGUUGUCUUACUUAUUGUUGAGACCAAACUAGAACAAGUGAUCACAGAGUUAGCAAUCUAUGUUGCUCAAAGACAUACCGUGAUUGUUGGAGGAGUACAAAUUCAAACUUCAGAUUCAUUCUUUUGGUUCAGCCAACCUAAAUAUGUCCUCUUAUUGAUCCAUAUCAUCCUUUUUUUUAACUCUUUUGGGAUUGCAAUUUUCUUCUGGACAUGGCUAAAGUUCGGUUUCCACUCCUGUGUCAUGGGUGAAACUAAAUUUGUGUAUGCAAGAAUUGUUAUAAUGGUGGUUAUACAAACCAUAUGCAGUUAUAGCACUCUACCACUUUAUGCAAUUGUGACACAGAUGAGAAAUUCUUACAAUAAAGAGGCAAUGAAAAGGCUUAGCAUUGAGUCUAGCAACCGUGUUACAGAAGGCAGCAGUCCUGAAAGAUCUGAUACAAUUGUAUCAGUUGAGAUGGAAAAUCAGCUGGAAGGACAAGGAAGUAUUCAGACUGUUGAAGAAACAGAAUAA
Molecule: messenger RNA, 1774 nt
Organism: Chenopodium quinoa (quinoa)
Lineage: Eukaryota; Viridiplantae; Streptophyta; Magnoliopsida; Caryophyllales; Amaranthaceae
Product: MLO-like protein 15
Exons: 14
Coding region: 476-1774 (432 amino acids)
Biological process (GO): defense response
Cellular component (GO): membrane
Source: RefSeq, a predicted model, not a curated record